AUGCAUUCAAGGGUGGAUUCAUGUACCAUGCUACAUGCAGCAAGGGAAGCGGACGCACUUUCACGACAACUGCAACUGGGACUUCCGCGCUGGUGGAUUCUGGAGCUUCUGAGACCAUGUUCGACAACCGCCUCAUCCCGAAUGGACGUCUCGAAGAAGAACGCCCGACGCCCAAGAUCAUCGACGUUGCAGGAGAAAGCCGACUACGAGGCACUACCACUGGGAUCCUACACUGCACCUUCAAAGACGACAAAAAACAGCAACUACCCGUCAAGCUACAAGGUCUCAUCGUGCCAGGACUAGGCCGGAACAUCUUCGCACCAACGGCCCUUCUCAAGAAGGGCCUCCGAAGUGUCCUGGAAGACAAGACCCCACACCUCACCAUCGGCGGAGUCGUCGUUCCUCUGAAACAAGAGACUCAAGACCAAGGCAUGUGCACCCUCGCCAUCACAUUCAAGGGCGAUCCAGCGUCGACAAGCAAGACACCCCCGAACAACCAAGAACCAGGGCGCAAGCCGAAGUUCGGAAAACCAGAAGCGGUACAGAUCGAUCGCACUCCGCGCGCGACAUGCUCAGUGGCGAUGAGCGUGAGCGCCGACCUCUGGCACCGGCGCCUCGGCCACAUCAAUCCACGUGCUAUGGAGAUUUUGCGGCGCAACCCCGCCACAGGCGUGAAAUAUGACGGACCUGUAUCCCCGUGCGACAACUGCCACAUCACGAAGCACAAGAAGGCUCCCGUCCCGAAGAAGACCAGCCGUGUCCUGACCAAACCAGGCCAACUCGUCCAGUUCGACAACAUGGGACCAAUCGACCCGCCUGCGAAGUACAACGGACGCACCUACUCCUACGUCGCCAAAGCGAUCGACAUCUUUACCAGAAUGCGGGAAGUGUACCUACUGCGCCACAGGACCGAAACCACGCAAGCUCUGCACGCCUAAAACAUGCAAGUAGCAUCUGAAGGCUACCGCAUCGAGGUUCUACGCUGUGACAAAGGGGGAGAGAACACUGGGGAAGAAAUGAGCAACUUCUGUAGGGAGUCUGCGAUCAAGCUGGAUUCGCCGCGACCAACACGCCCCAAGAAAUCGGAGUGUCUGAAAGCGAUGGCCAGACACUUGCGGCUGUGACUCGAGCUCUGCUGCGC
Messenger RNA from Ectocarpus sp. CCAP 1310/34, 1141 nucleotides. Lineage: Eukaryota; Phaeophyceae; Ectocarpales; Ectocarpaceae. The record is from the annotation of a GenBank genome assembly.